Dendroctonus ponderosae (mountain pine beetle) is the source of this 1157-nucleotide messenger RNA. Its product is annotated as cyclin-dependent kinases regulatory subunit. Gene Ontology annotation, molecular function: ubiquitin binding; cyclin-dependent protein serine/threonine kinase activator activity; protein kinase binding. The transcript is spliced from 3 exons. Bases 132 to 383 code for a protein of 83 amino acids. The record is from RefSeq and is a predicted model, not a curated record. Gene Ontology annotation, cellular component: SCF ubiquitin ligase complex; cyclin-dependent protein kinase holoenzyme complex. Lineage: Eukaryota; Metazoa; Arthropoda; Insecta; Coleoptera; Curculionidae. Gene Ontology annotation, biological process: regulation of mitotic cell cycle.
AUGACAGCAAAUAAUUCGUUGCAUUCGAAGUCUGAAAGAGGAAAGCAUCGUUGUCGGCGUUUUGAACAAAUUUGGUGAAUUUUAGCAAUUUAGCUUGUGCCCUAGAAGUAGCAACUAUUCCAAAUUAAGCCAUGAACAAGGAAGAACUCCUUCGCAACAUUUUCUACUCCGAUAAGUAUUACGACGAUAAAUACGAGUAUAGGCAUGUAUUAAUUCCCAAAGAAAUGGUCAAGUACGUUCCAAAAACCCAUUUGAUGACUGAAGAUGAAUGGAGAAGUAUUGGUAUACAACAAAGCAAAGGUUGGAUACACUACAUGACGCAUAAGCCUGAACCUCACGUACUGCUAUUCAAGCGACCAAUCACUGAGCAGCCCAAUAAGUAAAAUGUCUAUUAUCUAAUGGUUUAAAGUUUUUGUUUUAAAAAUAUUGUAAAUAGCUAACAAGUGGUGGCGAAUUCAAGGGCAUUGUUAUCCAAUUAAUAGAAGAAACUUUUUGUCUGGAACGGAAUUUGCAGUUGAAUUGUACAUAUUACGCUCACAAAUAGUCUCCUACUUUUAUGUUAAUUUAAAUUGGUUUUCAAUCAAAACCGACACCACUGAGGUAUCGAAAUAAUCUCAGCUCUUUUUCAGUAUUCUGGCGAUCUAAACUAGCUAUCAAUGCCCUUGAUAAGAUAUUGUCAACAUGAGUAAUUAAGAAUGUGAUUCGAUUUCCUUUUGUCUAAGAAAGGCUGUUAUUACGUUAAGGGUUUGCACAUUACCAUUACCUUUCUGCAACUUUUCAAGUUCAAUGAAUUUGAUCAGGAUGAAAGCAGGAUUCUGGUUCGGAGAUGGAAACAAACACAUCCUAAAGCUCAACUGCACAUUUUCAUUAAUUUAUCGAGUGUUAAGGCAAUGGUAAUGUGUAACGAGUCGAUUACGACUCUACCCACUUAUCUCGUCUAUGUUGAAUCUAGUAUUUCGAAGGUGUUUGUAACAUAACGUAGCUUAAUUGUCAUAGUUUUUCUUUCAUUUUUCAUUUCUGUAUUCGUUGUCGAUUUGGGAAGCGCGUUUUAUCCAAUACUGAUUUCAAAUGCUUUUACAUUCAUGUCGAAAAAACACCCGUCAUUUAACAUGUUAUAUCUUAAUAAUACUUUGAUAAUACAGUGGUUUUUAAUUAAA